Molecule: messenger RNA, 6477 nt
Organism: Brugia malayi
Lineage: Eukaryota; Metazoa; Nematoda; Chromadorea; Rhabditida; Onchocercidae
Gene: Bma-snrp-200
Exons: 42
Coding region: 1-6477 (2158 amino acids)
Cellular component (GO): nucleus
Molecular function (GO): ATP binding; ATP hydrolysis activity; nucleic acid binding
Source: RefSeq, a predicted model, not a curated record
AUGGCCGACGAAAUAGCUCGCGUGCAACAGUACGAGUAUCGACAGAAUAGUAACCUUGUGCUGCAAGUCGAUUUCAAUUUCACAGAUCGUCGUGGUCGCGAUGAACCUACCGGUGAAGUUAUGCCACUCACUAAGGAGGUUUUGGCUGGUGUUAAAAUGGGCGACAAGUAUCAGCGAGCCAAAGCACCUGCAAUUGAUACUAAAAAAGCAAGAAAAAAAAAGCGAACUGAUGCAAGUGUCACAGGGAAUAGUACGACUUCGCACACUUUGUUGGGAGAUUCAAAUACGGAACUGAUGGGCUUGUACAAGCCAAGAACGCAAGAAACAAGGCAAACCUAUGAAGCAAUAUUGGCUUAUAUACAAGAUGCCAUCGGAGAUCAGCCACGCGAUAUUCUGUGUGGUGCAGCUGAUGAAGUCUUAGCAGUAUUGAAGUCAGACAAAAUUCGUGAGAAAGAUCGUAAGAAGGAAGUAGAACUUCUUCUUGGAUUGUUGACGGAUGAAAGAAUAGCUGUAUUGAUUAAUCUUGCCAAGAAAAUAACAGAUUUUUCAGUCGAUGACGAAAAAGGGAAAUUUGACAAUCAAGAUGAAAUAGAUGAAACAAUCGGUGUAAAUGUACAGUUCGAUGAUUCUGAUGAGGAAGCUGAGGGCGACGAAGGUAUGGAGGAAGAAGUAAAAGAAGAAGGUUCAGCUGGGGAAGAUGAAGGUGGUGUUGAAGCUGUUUUUGAAGAAACACUUAAGGCUCGAUAUGUUGAUGAGGACGAUGAGAAUGCGGGUGGUGAACGAAAAGGAAAUCUGCAUGCUCGCGAUAUAGAUGCGCAUUGGAUUCAGCGGUCACUCUCAAAAUUUUACAAAGAUCCAAUUGUGGCACAGCAGAAAGUUAAUGAAGUGCUGCAAGUUUUGAAGGAGGCAUCCGAUGACCGUGAUUGUGAGAAUCAGCUGGUAUUAUUGCUUGGUUUUGAUCAGUUUGAAUUUAUCAAAGUGCUUCGCCAGCAUCGCCAGAUGAUUCUGUACUGUACUCUCUUGAAACAGGCACAAGAAGGUAAAGAAAGGGAAAAUAUCGAGAAAGAAAUGCUGAGCCGGCCGGAAUUACAUCAUAUUCUUGCUGAACUUCACGAGACAGAAAGUGCAGAUACAGUUGAGGCCGAACGGGAAAAGCGUGCACGAGUACAGCAGCAGCGAAGAAUAGCUGAAGCUGAAGGGGGUAAUGAUGAGGGAACAGCAGUGGGUAACUGGUUACAAUCACGUAAAGUGCUUGAUUUGGAUGACCUUGCCUUCUCACAAGGCUCACAUUUAAUGAGCAAUAAGCGUUGUCAUUUGCCAGAUGGCUCGUACCGUAAGCAGAAAAAAAGUUAUGAAGAAGUUCAUGUACCGGCGCUUAAACCAAAGCCAUUCGAGGAAAAUGAGAAACUGGUUGCAAUAACGGACUUGCCAAAAUAUGCACAGCCAGCUUUCGAAGGAUUCAAGACACUUAAUCGAGUCCAGUCGAGACUAUGCGAUUCUGCUUUAAAAUCUGAUGAACACUUGCUUUUAUGUGCACCUACGGGCGCUGGUAAAACAAAUGUUGCUUUACUGUGCAUUUUGCGCGAGAUAUCAAAACAUAUGAAUGCUGAUGGGAGCAUACGAAUAGAUGAAUUUAAAUGCAUCUACAUUGCUCCAAUGAAAUCAUUAGUACAGGAAAUGGUCGGAACUUUCACAAAACGCUUAGCACCUUACAAAAUUGCUGUUGGUGAAAUGACUGGUGAUCAGCAGAUGAACAAGGAACAAUUCAUGCAAACUCAAGUGAUUGUUUGCACGCCUGAGAAAUACGAUAUUGUGACUCGUAAAGGUGGCGAACGUGCAUACAGUCAGUUAGUUGCACUGUUAAUUAUUGAUGAAAUUCAUCUUUUGCACGACAACCGCGGACCAGUGCUAGAAGCCAUUGUCGUAAGAACUCUACGACAAAUGGAACAAAACCAUGAAGAAUGUCGUUUAGUCGGACUUUCAGCAACUUUACCAAACUAUCAAGAUGUUGGAACAUUCCUGCGAGUGAAGCCGCAAAAUUUGUUUUUCUUUGAUAACAGCUUUAGACCUGUUCCGCUUGAACAGCAGUAUAUCGGUAUUACGGAGAAGAAAGCGUUAAAACGAUAUCAAGCAAUGAAUGAAGUCGUUUAUGACAAAGUAAUGGAGUAUGCGGGAAAGAGCCAGGUUCUAAUUUUUGUACACUCACGGAAGGAAACAGCGAAAACAGCAAAGGCUAUACGUGAUGCCUGUCUUGAAAAGGAUACUUUAAGUGCAUUCAUGCGAGAGGGUAGUGCAAGUACUGAAAUUCUCCGGAGUGAAGCAUCGCAGGUGGCAAAUGCGGAUUUGAGGGACUUGAUUCCUUAUGGUUUUGCAAUUCAUCAUGCAGGUAUGACUCGCGUUGACCGUACCCUUGUUGAGGACUUGUUCGCCGAUCGCCACUUGCAGGUACUUGUUUCAACAGCUACUCUGGCCUGGGGUGUUAACUUACCAGCUCAUACCGUGAUCAUCAAAGGAACACAAAUUUACAGUCCAGAAAUUGGACGUUGGACUGAAUUGGGAGCUUUAGAUGUUAUGCAGAUGCUUGGACGUGCUGGUCGACCUCAGUAUGAUUCGAAAGGCAAGGGUAUUAUGAUAACGCAUCACUCCGAGUUGCAAUACUAUUUAUCACUCAUGAAUCAACAGUUGCCGAUCGAAAGUCAGUUAAUCUCAAAAUUAGCUGAUACGCUAAACGCCGAAAUAGUAUUGGGAACUAUCAACAAUGUCAGUGAUGCUAUGAAUUGGUUGGGCUAUACAUAUUUGUAUGUUCGCAUGGUUAAGUCACCAACACUGUAUGGGAUUUCACAUGAACAAACGAAACUGGAUCCUUUACUGGAACAGCGUCGUGCAGAUCUGAUUCAUACAGCUGCAGCACAAUUGGAUAAAGCUAGUCUUAUCAAAUAUGAUCGUAGAAGUGGACUUAUCCAAGCAACCGAAUUGGGUCGCAUUGCUUCUCACUUUUAUUGCACUCAUGAUACGAUGCAAACAUAUAAUCAGCUGUUGAAGGCAACAGCAACUGAAAUUGACUUGUUUCGUAUAUUUUCAAUGUCAUCAGAAUUCCGGAAUAUCAUGGUCCGUGAAGAGGAGAAGCUAGAGUUACAGAAACUGGCUGAACAUGUUCCAGUUCCAAUCAAAGAAAGUUUAGAAGAGAGCAGUGCGAAAGUUAAUGUACUUCUACAGGCUUACAUCUCACAACUGAAGUUGGAAGGGUUCGCGCUUCAAAGUGAUAUGGUAUUUAUUAGUCAGUCGGCAGGACGACUGUUUCGAGCACUGUUUGAAAUCGUAUUAUGGAGAGGUUGGGCUCAUCUCGCACAGAAAGUUCUUGGCGUUUGCAAAAUGAUAAGUGCUCGACAGUGGCAGUCACUUAAUCCUCUUCACCAAUUCAAAAAAAUACCCUCAGAAGUUGUACGAAGCAUCGAUAAGAAGAACCUUUCAUUUGAACGCUUAUAUGAUCUUGACCAACAUCAGCUGGGCGAGCUGGUGAAAAUGCCAAAAAUGGGGAAGCCCUUGUACAAAUUCAUCCGCCAGUUACCGAAAUUAGAUAUGACAGCAUUAAUCCAACCGAUAACGCGAUCGACUUUAAGAAUUGAACUGACAAUUACUCCCGAUUUUCUGUGGGAUGCUCGUGUACAUGGAACGGCUGAAGGAUUUUGGAUAUUUGUUGAAGAUGUUGAUGGAGAGCUGAUUCUACAUCAUGAAUAUUUCCUUUUGAAGCAGAAGUUUUGCGAAGAUGAACAUUUGGUAAAGAUGUUCGUACCGGUCUUCGAUCCGCUGCCGCCAUUAUAUUUUAUACGCAUAGUUUCCGAUCGUUGGCUUGGUAGUGAAACUGUUUUGCCGAUAUCUUUUCGACACUUGAUUUUGCCCGAGAAAUAUCCACCGCCAACCGAAUUACUGGAUUUGCAACCAUUACCUUUAUCAGCCUUGAACAGCAAGCUUUUCCAGUCAGUAUUCGAACAAAAAAACAUCUCAGUAUUCAAUCCCAUUCAAACACAAGUUUUUCGAACGGUUUAUGAAGGUAACGAUAAUGUAUUUAUUGGUGCACCACAUGGAAGUGGUAAAACUGUUUGUGCCGAGUUCGCUAUUCUUAGACACUUUGAUAAUAGGCCUGACGCGAAAGCUGUUUAUGUGACGCCAAUGGAAGAUUUAGCUGAAAAAAAGUUCACCGACUGGCAGGACCGAAUUGGAACUGCACUAGAAAAAACAGUUGUUAUGUUAACGGGUGAGCCAUCGACUGAUCUGAAGUUACUACAGCGAGGACAGUUGAUCAUAGCAACACCAGAAAAGUGGGACAAUGUUAGUAGACGUUGGAAACAGCGAAAGAAUGUUCAAGCUGUGCGGUUAUUUAUUGUUGACGAUCUUCAUAUGAUUGGAGGCAGUAAUGGGCCGGUACUGGAAGUAAUUUGCUCACGCAUGCGUUACAUGUCGUCACAGCUGGAUUCAACAGUUCGAAUUGUUGCUCUUUCAUCAUCACUAGCUAAUGCCAGAGACGUUGGACAGUGGCUUGGUUGUUCUUCACAGGCUACUUUUAAUUUUGCACCAAAUUGUCGACCUCUUUCUCUAGAACUUUUUAUACAAGGUUUUAACUUAUCUCACACUGCUUCUCGGCUGGCUGCAAUGGCACGACCGGUUUAUGCAGCAGUCGUCCGACAUGGUGGCAAGUUGCGUCCACGCCCUGCACUCGUUUUUGUGCCUAGUAGACGGCAGUCGAGAUCAACUGCUGUCGAUAUGCUUACAAUGGCACAUGCUGAUGGACAGUCGAAGCGGUUUUUGCAUAUUAAUCCACAAGAACCAAGUUUUAUUCGAUUGCUCGAUAAUGUUCAGGAUAAAACUCUAAAAGAAACAUUAUCUUGUGGAGUAGGUUUUCUACAUGAAGGUACAGGUGUUAGAGAUAUGGCCGUUGUGGAACAGCUUUUUCAAAGUGGCGCAAUUCAGGUAUGCAUCGUUCCGCGCACGAUGUGCUAUCAAAUUUCCAUGAGUGCGUAUGUCGUAAUCAUUAUGGACACACAAUUUUAUAAUGGAAAGUACCAUGUCUAUGAAGAUUAUCCAAUAGGCGACGUUUUGCACAUGGUUGGACUAGCGAAUAGACCCGGGAUUGAUGACGAUGCAAAAUGUGUCCUCAUGUGUCAGUCUUCUAAAAAGGAUUUUUUCAAAAAGUUCCUUUAUGAACCACUUCCUGUUGAGUCACAUUUGGAUCAUUGUCUUCAUGAUCACUUUAAUGCCGAAAUUGUGACUAAAACAAUCGAAAAUAAACAGGACGCAAUCGACUACCUUACAUGGACUCUGUUAUAUCGACGUAUGACACAGAAUCCAAAUUAUUACAAUUUGCAAGGUGUGACGCAUCGUCAUUUAUCAGACAGUCUUUCCGAACUAGUAGAAAAUACGCUGAAAGAUCUGGAAAAUUCGAAAUGCAUUACAAUCAAGAACGAUAUGGACACACAGCCACUUAAUUUAGGAAUGAUUGCAGCCUACUACUACAUAAGUUAUACAACAAUCGAAGUAUUCAGCAUGUCUUUGAGUGCGAAAACUAAGCUGCGAGCUCUUAUUGAAAUUAUCAGUAAUGCAAGUGAAUUUGCAAAUAUGCCUAUACGUUACAAAGAAGAUAUUUUGUUGAAACAACUGGCUGACCGAUUAUCAAGCCAGCAGAAACACCAGAAAUUUACAGAUCCACAUGUUAAGGUCAAUUUAUUAAUGAAUGCUCACUUGGCUCGAAUACAAUUGUCAGCUGAACUGAAUAAAGAUACAGAAGUUAUCAUUCUUAGAGCAAUCCGUCUAGUGCAAGCAUGUGUUGAUGUUUUAAGCAGCAAUGGUUGGUUAAUGCCUGCAAUUCAUGCAAUGGAACUGUCACAAAUGUUAACACAAGCGAUGUUCACCAGUGAAUCAUAUUUGAAACAACUACCCCAUUGCUCAACUUCAUUACUUGAACGAUGCAAAGAAAAAAAAAUAUCAUCAAUAUUUGAUUUACUGGAUUUGGAAGAUGACGUCCGACAGACACUUUUACAAAUGACUCCAGCAGAAAUGUCGGAUGUUGCUCGUUUUUGCAAUCAUUAUCCUAGCAUUGAAGUUGAACACAAAAUUGAAAAUAAUGGAACCAUUACUGUGGGUGAUACAGUGAAUGUUACCGUAGAAAUGGAACGUGAAAAUGAUUUGAAUGGAAUGGCUCCACCUGUAGUAGCACCCCUUUUUCCGCAGAAGCGGAAGGAAGAAGGGUGGUGGUUGGUUAUUGGGGAUCAUUCUUCUAAUGCAUUGUUUUCCAUAAAAAGGUUAACAGUCCAUCAGAAAGCAAAAAUGACGCUUGAUUUUACUGCAUUGGCAGUAGGGAAGAUGCAUUAUAAGCUAUACUUCAUUUGUGAUUCAUACCUAGGAGCUGACCAAGAAUUCGAUCUCAAAUUUCGUGUCGAAGAAACUGGACGUAGUCGAAAGCGAGUUCGUGACGAUGAGUGA